GGAGAGCCAAAAGGCAGUAAAGUUUAUAGAAGAAAGAGAUACAGAUAUAUAAUAAUAAUAAUAAUAAUAAGAAUCAAAUCCAAAGUUUGACUGGACCCCCUAAAAAUUGAGAAAAAAUGGAAAAUUUUUGGAGGGAGAGAGAGAGAGAGGGUGGCAAUAGCAUGGCAUCUCUCCCUCAAUUUCCUCUUGCUUGCCUCUCUAUCUAAUAUCUAUCUCUCUUUCUUUAUAGUUUCUUGUAUUCUUUAAUUCUAUUCUCUCUCUCUCUCUCUCUCUCAUUGAUGUCACUUUACUUGGUCUAUUAGGACUCCUCUUUCUCUUUCUUUCCUUGGUUUGUGCCAAUAUUUCCUCCUGCUUCUUCUUCUUCAAUAAUUCUUCAUACCUUUUGCCUAAACCAGUACUAGUACUGCUUUGAUGCAGCAGAAUUAACAAGGUCUGUUGUUACUGCUGUUGUUUCUGCUGCUGCUGCAAAAGACAAGAAAAAAGAAAACAACUUUGAGUCGGAACAAGUCACUUACUCUUCUGGGUCCAAUCUGAAAUUUGUAUUACUAUAUCAAUUUUUUGUCUCUUUAAAAAAAACUUCAUCUGUUGCUUUUAUUGUUGUUUUUUUUUGUUUGGUGCUGGUGUUAUUGUCCACUCGUGGAACCUAAAUUCAAGUACGAAGGUUUUUUUUUUUUUUUUUUUCUGAAGAGUGACAACCGACAGUUCUGCAACAUUACAUUACAUCGUAUCAUCUCUCUCUUUCUUUCUUUAACGGAUUUUCUCUUAUUGUUUCUUGGACUUGUACUCCAACUUGUCACAACUCCACAACUGCCUCUUACAUCACUUAAUAACACCAGAUUUUGAAGCAAGAAAUCACGGCUACAUGUUUGCAAAGAUUAAACCCAGAAGAGUUGAAUUGAGAACAGAUCUAAAACUGAUAUGGAGCAGCAAAGGGGAAGAGGAAGAUUUGGGGUUUAUUCCUUAUAAUUCAACUGCAUAAAAAUAAAAGGAAAGAGCUUUGCCCCGGAGCAGAAAGAACUAUGAUGAGAACAAAAUAAGAUAUUUUUUUUUGGUUCAAUUGGGAUUAUAUUGUUGAAACAGAAAUUUGAGACAAGAAAAUGAAGAGAGAAUGGAAGAUGGUAUCACCAAAAGAUGGAAUCUAUAGCUUUGGUUGUUAUAUAUUGUUUCUGCUACUAAUCAUACCAUCACAAGCUAGAGAAUUGGCUUCAACACAAAGUAUCAGCAAUGAUGAAGUUGUGAGAUUGUUAGCUUUCAAGAAAUCCUCUGUUCAAUCUGAUCCCAAUAAGUCCUUAGCCAACUGGACUGCAAAUUCACCAACCUCAUGUUCAUGGUUUGGUGUUUCUUGCUCUCCUGAUGGCCAUGUGACCUCUCUCAACCUCAGUAGCGCUGGCCUCGUUGGCAGCCUGCACCUCCCUGACCUCACUGCUUUGCCAUCUCUAAAGCAUCUUAGUCUAAGUGGCAAUUAUUUCUCUGCUGGGGAUCUGUCUGCCUCUACUGCUACACCUUGUGUUCUUGAGACUAUUGACCUUUCCUCCAACAAUAUCUCUGACCCUCUUCCAGGAAAGUCUUUCCUUUCUUCUUGUAAUUAUUUGGCUUUUGUUAAUCUCUCUCACAAUUCUAUUCCUGGUGGAGUUCUUCAAUUUGGUCCUUCCCUACUUCAGCUUGAUCUUUCAGGAAAUCAGAUUUCUGAUUCUGCUUUCUUGACUCGUUCUCUUUCUAUCUGCCAGAACUUGAAUUACCUAAAUUUUUCUGGUAAUAAGCUGUCAGGAAAACUUAAUGUUACUCCUAUAUCUUGCAAGAGUAUCUCAGGCUUAGACCUUUCAAAUAAUCUGCUCUCUGGGGAGAUACCUACUAACUUUGUUGCAGACUCACCACCAUCUCUCAAGCAUCUGGAUCUUUCUUGCAAUAACUUAUCUGGUAGCUUCUCCAAUCUGGAGUUUGGGCACUGUAACAAUCUUACUUUACUCAGUUUGUCACAAAAUAGGCUUUCUGGAACUACGUUUCCAAAUAGUCUGAGCAACUGCCAAGUUUUGGAGACACUUGAUCUUUCCCGGAAUGAGUUGCAACUCAAGAUUCCUGGUGCCUUGUUAGGAAGUUUCAAGAUUUUGAGGCAGCUUUCUUUAGCAGGUAAUCAGUUGUUCGGCGAUAUUCCUUCUGAGUUAGGACAGGCCUGCGGAAGUCUUCAAGAGCUGGAUCUAUCAGCAAAUAAACUCACCGGUGGCUUGCCGAUGAAUUUCUUAUCAUGUUCUUCUUUGAGGAGCCUAAAUCUUGGAAACAAUAUGCUUUCUGGAGAUUUCCUCACUACUGUUGUCAGUAAUCUGCAGAAUCUGAAAUUUCUCUAUGUACCGUUCAACAACAUAACUGGUCCUGUGCCUUUGUCUCUGACAAAUUGUACUCAACUUGAAGUGCUUGACCUUAGCUCUAAUGGCUUUACUGGCAAUGUACCUUCUAUAUUCUGCUCGCCUUCAAAAUCCACUCAACUGCACAAGAUGCUUCUGGCUAACAAUUACCUGUCUGGGAAGGUGCCCUCAGAGCUUGGAAGCUGCAAAAACCUGAGGAGAAUUGAUCUUAGCUUCAACAAUUUGAAUGGUCCCAUUCCUCCAGAGAUUUGGACAUUGCCAAAUCUUUCCGACUUGGUUAUGUGGGCAAACAACCUCACGGGUGAAAUUCCAGAGGGCAUUUGUAGGAAAGGAGGAAACCUUGAGACUUUGAUUCUCAACAACAAUCUCCUCACUGGAAGCCUUCCACAGUCCAUUGGCAGUUGCACCAGUAUGAUUUGGAUUUCAGUUUCCAGCAACCAGCUUACUGGAGAAAUUCCUUCUAGUAUUGGUAAUCUCGUUAACCUCGCUAUACUCCAAAUGGGUAACAAUUCACUCUCUGGACAAAUACCACCUGAGCUUGGCAAGUGUAGAAGCCUCAUCUGGCUUGACUUGAACAGCAACGACCUUUCUGGUUCUCUACCACCUGAACUUGCAGACCAAACUGGCCUAAUAAUUCCUGGAAUUGUGUCAGGUAAGCAGUUUGCAUUUGUAAGAAAUGAAGGGGGGACUUCUUGCAGAGGAGCUGGAGGACUCGUUGAAUUUGAGGGAAUUCGAGCGGAGAGGCUGGAAAAUUUCCCAAUGGUCCACUCAUGUCCAACAACCAGAAUAUAUUCUGGCAGGACAGUUUACACAUUUACCAGCAAUGGCAGCAUGAUAUACCUUGAUCUCUCCUACAAUUCCCUGUCAGGAACUAUCCCUGAGAAUUUUGGUCUGAUGAGCUAUUUGCAGGUUCUGAACUUGGGGCACAACAAGCUAACUGGAAUUAUUCCUGACAGUUUUGGAGGAUUGAAAGAAAUUGGAGUUCUAGAUCUCUCUCACAAUGAUCUUAAAGGAUCUAUUCCGUCAUCUUUAGGGACGCUCUCAUUUCUUAGUGAUCUCGAUGUGUCCAAUAACAAUCUCUCUGGUCUCAUUCCUUCUGGCGGUCAGCUGACUACUUUCCCAGCAUCAAGAUAUGAAAACAAUUCUGGUCUUUGUGGGGUACCAUUGUCCCCAUGUGGAUCUGGGGCACGCCCACCAAGUUCUUAUCAUGGGGGAAAGAAGCAGUCUAUGGCAGCAGGUAUGGUCAUUGGCCUCUCAUUUUUUGUCUUGUGCAUCUUUGGCCUCACUUUAGCCCUAUACCGAGUGAAGAAGUUCCAGCAAAAGGAGGAACAGAGAGAAAAGUACAUCGAAAGCCUUCCAACUUCAGGUAGCAGCAGCUGGAAACUUUCAGGUGUUCCUGAGCCUCUUAGCAUAAACAUUGCCACAUUUGAAAAACCUCUUCGCAAGCUGACCUUUGCCCAUCUACUUGAAGCUACCAAUGGAUUUAGUGCUGACAGCUUGAUAGGGUCUGGAGGUUUUGGAGAGGUUUACAAGGCACAACUAAAAGAUGGCUGUGUUGUUGCAAUUAAGAAACUUAUUCAUGUUACAGGGCAAGGAGACAGAGAAUUUAUGGCAGAAAUGGAAACUAUUGGAAAAAUCAAGCACCGGAACCUGGUUCCUUUGCUGGGUUACUGUAAAGUAGGAGACGAGAGGCUGCUUGUAUAUGAGUACAUGAAAUGGGGAAGUCUGGAGGCUGUACUUCAUGAUAGGUCCAAAGGAGGCUGCUCAAGGCUCGACUGGACAGCAAGGAAGAAGAUUGCCAUAGGAUCAGCAAGAGGCCUUGCAUUCCUUCAUCACAGCUGCAUACCACAUAUUAUCCACCGUGACAUGAAGUCUAGCAAUGUUCUUCUAGAUGAAAAUUUUGAGGCCAGGGUGUCGGAUUUUGGCAUGGCACGAUUGGUGAACGCUCUUGACACACAUCUCAGCGUAAGCACACUUGCAGGAACUCCAGGUUAUGUUCCCCCUGAGUAUUAUCAGAGCUUCAGGUGCACAACAAAAGGGGAUGUCUACAGCUAUGGUGUCAUACUGCUUGAGCUCCUGUCAGGCAAGAAGCCAAUAGACCCAUCUGAGUUCGGCGAUGACAACAACCUUGUUGGAUGGGCGAAGCAGCUUCAUAGAGAAAAGAGAAAUAAUGAGAUACUGGAUUCUGAGUUAACAGCGCAGCAAUCUUGCGAGGCUGAAUUACAUCAGUAUCUGGGAAUUGCUUUUGAAUGCCUUGAUGACAGGCCUUUCAGGAGACCAACCAUGGUACAGGUAAUGGCCAUGUUCAAAGAGCUUCAGGUUGAUUCUGAAAAUGAUAUCCUGGACGGUUUGUCACUAAAAGAUGCAGUUAUUGAUGAAUUCAGAGAGAAAGAAUCUAGUUCAUGAUGAUCAAGUUUUGAUUGGAAUAGCUAGAAGGUUUUGUUCUUCGGGCCAGCUUGCUUCUGCCCAGGCAAAGGAUGAGGAUAUGGGGUUAUCCUUCAAAUAUCACCUACUGUAAAUAAUAGAAAACUCAAUUAGACAGAGAAAAGUUGCAGGAAAUGUGGAGAGAACAAAGUAAUGAGUCUUUGAUCGGUUUCUCAACAAUGGGUAACUUGCAUUUUUUAUUUUCUUUCUUACUUUUCUUUGGUCAUCAUGUCUGUUACUCGAGCCAUAAAACUUUGCUUCUUUUCCGUUACCUACUUUUAUCUGUCACAGUUUUGCUAACUGAUGUUUCGCUAUUUAUUUGUUAAGAUUCUUUUGCAAUUUCUGCUGUUUAUAGGAGUUUAGAAUUCAAGAAAUGAGGACAGUGUUUUUGUAAAUUUGUAGUAAUAGCAUUAUUAUUGAGAAGUAGAUCAUAAUUUUAUCA
Ricinus communis (castor bean) is the source of this 5226-nucleotide messenger RNA. Its product is annotated as receptor-like protein kinase BRI1-like 3. NCBI's taxonomy places the organism in Eukaryota, Viridiplantae, Streptophyta, Magnoliopsida, Malpighiales, Euphorbiaceae. Gene Ontology annotation, molecular function: ATP binding; protein kinase activity; protein binding. The record is from RefSeq and is a predicted model, not a curated record. Gene Ontology annotation, biological process: protein phosphorylation. Bases 1098 to 4766 code for a protein of 1222 amino acids. The transcript has 2 exons.